AUGCCCCGUCUACAACCAGUACCCGAACUGAACAGAAUCAAGCUCUUGAAGUUUCCAUCUCUGGCUACCGAAAUGAUCAUCAAAGAGAUGGAUUUUGUCGAUGCACUACAAUUAUCCCUUUCCUCAUCAAGGUGCAAACGAAUGACAAGCUGGGCUCGAAACAGGACUCCAGUUGGAAAAACUGAACAGCUGAAAAUUGGAAUCGAUAUGGAGAAUAGCUCUCAAAACUCCACAAAUUCAACAUCCGAUGAUUCUUGUGAUUCUGAUAGAUGCCUAGCCCUAGUGGCAGAAAUCGGACCUAUGAUUAGAACUCACACGGAAGUGAAACCAAAAUCUGAGGUUCUCAAAAAGAUGAAUAACUUGUGUACAGAAAUUAAAAGUUGCUUCAAAGCGGCAACAUGUAAAAAGGGGAAGCACACUUAUGAGAGUAUGCGAGAUGCUUGUGAUCAUUUGGAGUUGAUGACUGGAAAUGUGCAGCCGUGUCUGAAGAAGUUCUACUCGGCCGUGUAUCAUGAAAAAUAUAAUUGUACAUCUGACAAGUAUUACCUGACGGAAGACCUCCCGAAACGUCGAGAAUCCUACACCCUCGGAAGAUUCUGCUUUUUCGAAGUCAUCGAAAAAGAAUGCUCCGCAGAGACCGUCAAAAUCCUCAGCUCCAAUUUUAACUACGACAAUUUGAUCAAUGUGUUAACCACUCUUCCUGGAGGACUUCAAGACAAUUGCAAUCGACUCUACCAUUCGUUCAAUAAACUUCAGUGUGAAUCUCUAGAAGAGGCAAUUGCAGAAAAAGAGAAAGAAAUCGAUUGGGUGGACACUACACAGACGAAUGAUACCGAUUUGGUGCAGUUCUUGCAGAUGUUCAAGGAUGCCGAGAAAUGCAUUGCCAAAUCCUGCUCCUACAACGACAUUCAUCGAUUGAUCUUCAAGAGUAAAAAGGAUUGGUUCGAGUUGUAUAGCACGGAGUUUUUCAUGUGCAAACGGAAAAUGAUGUUGGACAAACCGUCGGCCCAGAAAUUCCCAUGUCUUGGAGAUCAUAAUAUUGUUGGAUCGAAGAAAGAUGAGACAUGUGAGAGAUACUCAAAAUUGAAGGAUUGCACGAAGAAAGUGAUGGAAGAUGUUUGUGGAAAGAAGGCGAUCGAAGAUUAUGAUAAGACUGCGGAUAUUAUUAAAAAACAUUUUGAUUGUAAAUAA
Caenorhabditis briggsae is the source of this 1191-nucleotide messenger RNA. The record is from RefSeq and is a predicted model, not a curated record. Lineage: Eukaryota; Metazoa; Nematoda; Chromadorea; Rhabditida; Rhabditidae. The coding region runs from base 1 to 1191 and encodes 396 amino acids. The transcript has 6 exons.